UGGCAGACGAGGCUGGGGAUCAGGGGAUGAGAAUAUAAAAGCAAAAGAAUAAAGGAGGAGAAGCGGAUGUCCUUUUCUUCAGUUAUACUGCGAAGCUUUCCAAACCCGUGACUUUUUACACCCCUCCCUCCCCCGACAAUAUUCUCCAGCACCCGCUUGCUCACGGUUCCCCGUCCCUAACCAUCAUGCCCUGCGACCUCAACCCGCCCCUCCUCGUCCUCACCUUCCUCUCCCUUCUCCCCUGCCUCCCCUCCACCACUCCUCCUUCCGCUGCCUCCCCGUUCCUCUCCUUCUCCCCCCCGGAGGGAGGCCUGACGCACCUGGUGGUCCACAACAAGACCGGGGAGGUCUACCUGGGCGCCGUCAACUGGAUCUACAAGCUGUCCAGCAACCUCACCAAGCUGCGGAGCCACGUGACGGGGCCCGUGACGGACAACCCUCGCUGCUACCCUCCGCCCGGCGUCCAGUCCUGCCCCCACGAGCUGGUGCAGACCUCAAACGUCAAUAAACUCCUGCUGCUCGACGCCGCCCACAACCGCUUGAUUGCAUGUGGGAGUACUUCCCAGGGAAUAUGCCAGUUCCUCCGUCUGGAUGAUUUAUUUAAGCUCGGCGAGCCGCACCACCGCAAAGAGCACUAUCUAUCCAGCGUGGCCGAGGCGGGCACCAUGUCCGGGGUGGUGAUCUCCCCGGAUAUCUUCGGCGGAGGCGGCAAACUGUUCGUCGGCACUCCCAUCGACGGGAAAUCCGAGUACUUCCCCACGCUGUCCAGUCGCAAGCUGAUGUCCAACGAGGAGAACGCCGACAUGUUCAGCUUCGUGUACCAGGACGAGUUCGUCUCUUCUCAGCUGAAGAUUCCCUCGGACACGCUCUCCAAGUUCCCGGCGUUCGACAUCUACUACAUCUACGGCUUCAACAGCGAGCAGUUCGUGUACUACCUGACCCUGCAGCUUGACACCCAGCUCACCUCGCCGGACGCCAACAGCGAACAGUUCUUCACCUCCAAGAUCGUCCGCCUGUGCGUCGACGAUCCCAAGUUCUACUCCUACGUGGAGUUCCCCAUCGGCUGCACCAAGGACGGAGUGGAGUACCGCCUGGUCCAGGAUGCUUACUUGACCCGCCCGGGAGCCCGCUUGGCACGUUCUCUGGGUAUUUCGGAGCGCGAGGAGGUUCUCUUCACCGUGUUCGCGCAGGGUCAGAAAAACAGGGCCAAGCCACCCAAGGAGUCCGCUUUGUGUCUGUUUACGAUGCGGCAGAUAAAGGAGAAGAUUAAGGAGAGGAUUCAGUCGUGCUACAGAGGAGAAGGAAAGCUCUCGCUGCCCUGGCUGCUCAACAAGGAGCUGGCUUGCAUCAACUCGCCGCUGCAGAUCGACGAUAACUUCUGCGGCCAGGACUUCAACCAGCCUCUCGGGGGCACGACCUCCAUCGAAGGCGUCCCGCUCUACGUGGACAAGGAUGACGGCAUGACCUCUGUGGCGGCGUACGAUUACAGAGGAAACACCGUGGCGUUCACGGGAACCCGCAGCGGCCGCAUGAAGAAGAUUCAGGUGAACUCCGUUUCCCAGCCAGCCUUGCUGUAUGAGAACGUGGUUGUGAGCGACGGGAACCCCAUCCUGAGAGACCUGCUCUUCAGCCCGGAUCAUCAGUUCCUGUAUGCCCUGACUGAUAAACAGGUGACGCGCGUCCCGGUGGAGAGUUGUGAGCAGUACGCUUCCUGCAGGGACUGCCUGGGGUCGGGAGACCCUCACUGUGGCUGGUGUGUGCUGCAUAACGUAUGCUCCAGGAGGGAUCGCUGCGAGCGAGCCGAGGAGCCCCAGCGCUUCACCACCCGGGCCGAGCAGUGCGUGCACCUCUCCGUUCACCCCGAGACCGUUUCUGUCACCAUGUCCGAAGUGCAGCUGGUGCUGCAGGCGCAGAACGCGCCCAGUCUCUCCGCCGGAGUGAACUGCUCCUUCGAGGACUACGUGGAGACGGAGGGACGCAUCUACAGCGGACGCAUCUUCUGCCUGUCGCCGGCCACCAAAGACGUGGCUCCCAUCACACGAGACCAGGGCGACCAACGUGCAAUAAGGUUGUACCUGAAAUCGAAGGAGACGGGGAAGAAGUUUGCCAGCGUGUUGUUCGUCUUCUACAACUGCAGCGUCCACCAGUCGUGCGUGUCCUGCGUCAACGCCAACUUCCCCUGCCACUGGUGCAAAUACCGCCACAUGUGCACGCAGGACGCCGGCGACUGCUCCUUCCAGGAGGGACGAGUCAACAUGUCGCAGGACUGUCCUCAGAUCCUGCCCUCCACCCAGAUCUACAUCCCCGCCGGGGUGAUGAGGCCCAUCACGCUGCUGGCCCAGAACCUGCCGCAGCCGCAGUCCGGCCAGAGGAACUACGAGUGCAUCUUCCACAUCCAGGGCAGCACGCACAGCGUCCCGGCGCUCCGGUUCAACAGCACCAGCAUACAGUGUCAGAAGACCACGUACGACUACGAGGGCGCCGACAUCAGCGACCUGCCGGUGGACCUCUCCGUGGUGUGGAACGGGAACUUUGUCAUCGAUAACCCCUUCAACAUUCAAGCCCACCUGUACAAGUGCCGGGCUCUGCGGGACAGCUGCGGGAUGUGCCUGAAGGCCGACCCCCGGUUCGAGUGCGGCUGGUGCGUCCAGGACAGGAAGUGCUCGCUGCGGCAGGAGUGCACCGGCGGAGGAAACUCCCAUCAGCCCCUGCAGCUGGCGGACGGCGGGGGAUGGAUGCACGCCACAUCUGGGAACAGCCGCUGCACCCACCCCAAGAUCACCAAGCUGUUCCCGGAGACGGGGCCCCGGCAGGGCGGCACCCGGGUCACCAUCCUGGGGGAGAACCUGGGCCUGCAGUUCAGAGACAUCCAGAAGGGCGUCCGGCUGGGGAAGGUGCCCUGUGUGGCCGUGGAGGAGGAGUACGUGAGCGCAGAGAGGAUCGUGUGUCUGCUGAACGACGCCACCGGCUACAGGGUGCAGGAGGCCCAGGUGGAGGUGUGUGUGCGGGACUGCGUCAACGACUACCGGGCGCUGUCGCCGCGGCCCUUCACCUUCGUGACGCCGUACUUCACCCGCAUCCAGCCGUCUCAGGGGCCCAUCUCGGGCGGGACCCGGGUCACCAUCGAGGGCAGCUACCUGAACGCCGGCAGCUACGUGUCCGUCAGCAUCGGCUCGCAGUCCUGCCACUUCAAAAGGAGGAACGCCCGGGAGAUCGUGUGCGUCACCCCGGCUGGACUGUCGUCCGUCAGCACCUCGGUGCUGGUGGACAUCGACGACGCUGAGCUCAGGAACCCAGAAGUCCGGUUUAACUACACGGAAGACCCCACCGUGCUGCGGAUCGAGCCCGACUGGAGCAUCGCCAGCGGAGGGACUCUGCUGACGGUGAGCGGCACCAACCUCGCCACCAUCCGAGAGCCGAAGAUCAGAGCCAAGUACGGGCAGGCGGAGUCUUUCCACAACUGCACCGUGUACAACAACUCGGUCAUGGUGUGCCUGGCUCCCUCGGUGGCCGACUCGGACCUGGGCUUCUCCGAGACCGGCACAGGCCCCGACGAGAUCGGCUUCUACAUGGACAACGUGAACGCCCUGGUGGUCGUCAACGAGAGCUUCAGCUACUACCCCGACCCCGUGUUCGAGCCGCUCAGCCCGUCCGGCGUGCUGGAGCUCAAGCCCACGUCACCGCUCAUCCUCAAGGGCCGUAACCUGAUUCCGGCGGCUCCAGGGAACAACCGGCUGAACUACACGGUCCUGAUCGGAGAGACUCCCUGCGUGCUCACGCUGUCGGAGAGCCAGCUGCUGUGUGAGUGGCCCAACCUCACCGGACAGCACAAAGUCACGAUCCGUGCUGGUGGGUUCGAGUACUCUCCAGGGACUCUGCAUAUCUACGCCGACAGCCUCCUAACACUUCCUGCCAUCAUCGGGAUCGGAGGGGGUGGUGGGCUGCUCCUGCUGGUCAUCAUCGCCGUGCUGAUAGCCUAUAAGAGGAAGUCCAGGGACGCAGAUCGCACCCUGAAACGUCUCCAACUCCAAAUGGACAACCUGGAGUCCAGAGUGGCCCUGGAGUGUAAAGAAGCCUUCGCCGAGCUUCAGACGGACAUCCACGAACUGACCCAGGAACUAGACGGAGCCGGGAUUCCCUUCCUGGACUAUCGCACGUACGCGAUGAGGGUGCUGUUCCCGGGGAUCGAAGACCACCCGGUGCUCAAGGAGAUGGAGGUACGGGUCCAGGCGAACGUGGAGAAGGCCCUCACGCUGUUUGGCCAGCUGCUGACCAAGAAACACUUCUUGUUGACAUUCAUCCGAACCCUGGAGGCGCAGAGGUCCUUUUCGAUGCGGGAUCGAGGAAACGUGGCGUCUCUGAUCAUGACGGCCCUGCAGGGGGAGAUGGAGUACGCUACCGGCGUCCUGAAGCAGCUGCUGUCCGACCUGAUAGACCGAAACCUGGAGAGCAAAAACCACCCCAAGCUGCUGCUGAGGAGGACGGAGUCUGUUGCCGAGAAGAUGCUGACCAACUGGUUCACGUUCCUCCUGAAUAAGUUUCUCAAGGAGUGCGCCGGCGAGCCUCUGUUCAUGCUCUACUGUGCCAUGAAGCAGCAGAUGGAGAAGGGACCCAUCGACGCCAUCACCGGAGAGGCCCGUUACUCGCUCAGCGAAGACAAGCUCAUCCGGCAGCAGAUCGACUACAAAACACUGACGCUGCACUGCGUAAACCCCGAGAACGAGAACGCCCCCGAAGUGACGGUCAAGUGUCUGAACUGCGACACCAUCACUCAGGUGAAGGAGAAGCUGCUGGACGCCGUGUACAAGGGCAGCCCCUACUCGCAGAGGUCCAAGGCCUCCGACAUGGACCUGGAAUGGCGCCAAGGUCGGAUGGCCAGGAUCAUCCUGCAGGACGAAGACGUCACAACGAAGAUCGACAACGACUGGAAAAGACUCAACACGCUGGCUCAUUACCAGGUAACGGACGGCUCGGUCAUCGCCCUGGUGCCCAAGCAGAACUCGGCCUACAACAUCUCCAACUCCUCCACCUUCACCAAGAGCCUGAGCAGAUACGAGAGCAUGCUGAGGACGGCCAGCAGCCCAGACAGCCUCCGGUCCCGGACGCCCAUGAUCACGCCCGACCUGGAGAGCGGGACCAAGCUGUGGCAUCUGGUGAAGAACCACGACCACUCGGACCAGAGGGAAGGAGACCGAGGAAGCAAGAUGGUGUCUGAGAUCUACCUGACCAGGCUGCUGGCCACAAAGGGCACGUUGCAGAAGUUUGUGGACGACCUGUUCGAGACCAUCUUCAGCACGGCUCACCGGGGCAGCGCGCUGCCGCUCGCGAUCAAGUACAUGUUCGACUUCCUGGACGAGCAGGCCGACAAACACUCCAUCACGGACUACGACGUGCGGCACACCUGGAAGAGCAACUGCCUUCCUCUGCGGUUCUGGGUGAACGUGAUCAAGAACCCCCAGUUCGUGUUCGACAUCCACAAGAACAGCAUCACGGACGCCUGCCUGUCCGUGGUGGCCCAGACCUUCAUGGACUCCUGCUCCACGUCCGAGCACAAGCUGGGCAAAGACUCGCCUUCCAAUAAGCUCCUCUACGCCAAGGACAUCCCCAACUACAAGAACUGGGUAGAGAGGUACUACUCGGAUAUCUCCAGGAUGCCAGCCAUCAGCGACCAGGACAUGAGUGCCUACCUAGCAGAGCAGUCCCGCCUGCACCUCAACCAGUUCAACAGCAUGUCUGCACUGCACGAGAUCUACACCUACAUCAUCAAGUACAAAGACGAGAUCCUGUCGGCGCUACAGAAGGACGAGCAGUCGCGCAGACAGCGGCUACGCGGCAAGCUAGAGCAGGUCAUCGACACCAUGGCCCUGGCUAGCUGAGGACCGGCCCAUCCCGCGCCCCGACUCGUGCAGAACUGGCUAACCAACACGCCUUCCCUGACAACCUUUGAUGCCCUGUGACAUUUUGACCCUCGACAUUUAAAGUCUGUUGUUAUCACACUUGCAAACUGCAACCUAACAGGAGUGGAAAAAGACUGCAAGGACAGGACGACGAUGACGGCAGCAGCAGCAGCAGCAGCAGCAGCACACUGGAGAGAGAGCAACCCAGGGCCUUUCAGCCUCUUCUUUUUCUCAUUUCCAUCUUUUCCUCCUCUGAGCCACUGAUCCAAAUCGACUGCGUCCCUCACCCCCCAGCUUCGUGACUGAAAGCAUGCCUAGCUGGAGUUAAAACAGUGCAGGAGAGGUACAAACCGCUGAGGAGGCUUCGGACUGUGGGCCUUGAUAGUGGGUGGGGUCAGAGGUCAGGGAGGGCUGCAGAUCAGCAGUCACAGACCUGGUGGAGAUCCAGUUUUGGCCGAGAGAGACGCUUCAGCAGGGCGGCUGCAGGGUGAACCGUGGACGGACUGGUUGCCCGCGGCGACCCUCCAGCCCUCCAUCACAGGGAACUGGAUCCGUCAUUGCAUUUGGGUUCUGCCCCCUCCACCUGCCUCCUCUCCCCAGUGCUGUGCCACUUGUGUUACUGCUGAAUUUGCACAACAAAGCUAAAUCAAAAGAAAGAGGAUAUAUGAAUAUAUAUAUAUAUAUAUAUAGAUAUAGAUAUAUAAAUACAACCCUUUGUUUUUAAAACAAAUGAAAAGUUGAAAAAAGUUUUCCAGAUCCAUGUACAAAAGCUAUGUUUCAGACGUUUUGAUAUUUCCUAGAAGAAAAAUUAUGAAAACACAAGGAAAAAGUUGUCUUGUGCCAUGUUUUACUUUGAAUGUCGUUUAGUGCAAAGAAACUUCUUUUUGUUAGAUGAAAUGUGCUAUUAUGAAAAUGUUGUCAUGCCUAGUGACUGAGAGUUUAAAAAUAGGUAAAUGGCUUAAAAGAAAACAACACCACACACACAUAUAAAUAUAUAUAUAUAUCUAUAUAUAUAUAAAAAACAGACACUUUCUAUGUUACAUGAGGUCUCGGGGCUAUUGUGUGCUACAUUUUUGGCUCGAGAGAGAGACACUAAAAUGAAAUGUCUGGAAGCCGCCUAUGAGCCUACAGUGCUUUUGUGUUUGUUUUAGAGAAACCAAAUACAUCACGGUCGGCUGAUUUAGAUAAGACAACAGUCAUUUGUGUGGAAGUCUGCCUCGUGCUGUGGUAGCAGCCACCGGGGCAUUAGACAGUCAUUUAAGCAUUUCCCUGGCACACUGUAGUGCUUUACGGCUUUUUGAUCGUGUUUUCUAGACCUCCCCUCUCAUCUGAAACCAUUUAUUUGGAGGUGCAGCCUCCAAAAAGGAAGUCUAGUUUUGUUGUGCAGAAGAAAGUGAAGCAGUAUUGUCGCUUUUUGGUUUCCAAGUCCGGAGUAACGAAAGCUUAAAGGGCCCAUUUUUGAAAUGUGAAUGUGGUUUCUGAAAAAGAUAAUGAAAUGUAGCUUGACAUACGUGAGUGUUUUUUUGUACAAGUUUAAAUCCUUUCUCUUUUUCUGUUUUGUGGUCUUAUUGGGGUAAAAAAAAAAAAGAAAAUCCAAAUGUUUUCCUAAUGGAGUUUGCUGCACCACAUUUACGUUGAUUAAAUCCAGUAUUAUACACUCAUUAAAGCCACUCUAUGUAGUAAAACCACUUGAGAAAACAUGCGGCCACUGCCGAUCUUUGUGCCCCCGUGUGGUCGGAAGUGGUACUGCUGCUUGGAGUGCCUUUAACAUCCUGUUUUGCAACACUUGCACAUCGCUUCUUGGAGGGCUGGAAAAUGGAGACGUAAGAUUGAAACUUUAAAAAACAAGGGGACAAUAUUAGAAGGCUAUUCAUCUUGUAAACACUUGUGGAAAGAAACUGAACAAUAGACCAGAUAAAUGAAUCACAGAGAGAGAUGGCUCCGCUACAUUUCAAAUGACAGAUUCAAAUGCACACCUUUUGGAGCAGUAUUGCUUUAAAGGAAAUGUUACUAAUACCUCAUAAAACAUGUAGUUUUCUUCCGCUUCCAUCAGUGCUUCCCUCAAACUUGCUCCCCACCGUUGAGGGUAGAGACCUCUGGAGUCCUCAGUCCAUUUCUUGAGACUUCUCUAAACUUGAACUUAAGGGCGUCUCUCCAGUCGUGUGGGAUCCUUUAAGUUGGUGAGAAAUCAAAAUGAAAAGCGUGCAUUUAGUUACUCCUGCAUUCUGCAAGUUUCUAUAUGCAGCAGUUUCAAAAUUGUUCAUAUAAUACUUGCAGACAGGUGAUUUAAAUCUACAUAGAUUAUUCCCCUCCCUUUUCAGUGUAGGUGCACUUCCAUCCGAAGUGACAAAAUUAGACUGGGUUUGUUCCAGCAGAAGCUAAGCAGCCAACAGACUAGGAAGUGUUACCGACACCUUAAAGCACACCAGGAGCUGACUGACAGUCAUAUCCCAUGUGAUAAUUGUUCAGUCACAGCCAUUUUAAAACAUGAAACAUUAACAGUGUGUAUCACACUUGAGGCGGAUCCUGAGUUUCAACAUGGUCACUUUGGUUGUUUUUGUUCAGCAUGCUUGAUGAAGGAUCGGGACGUGUUUUCGUUCUAAAGUAAUAACCUCUAGAAUCUGAGGUACUGGCGUGUGAAAGCCACUCGAUAGCUGUUAGCUACUGCAGAUUAUACUCAUUUAAAGGUUUUUACUAUCAUUUCCUCUCACAUAUUAGUGAGGCAUAAUCUUUAAUGCAGCAUUCGCACAACAAUUCAGUCUCAAUAGGAAUCUGAUUUGGUCUGAUUUGACCGACGUAUCUACACGUUCACUUCUGAAACUACGCAUGUACUCCGGAUGCCAUUCAACAUGCGUCGUUUGCAUCAAGUACACAUCUUUUUGACCACAGAUCGACCACAGAUUGACAAAGGUACACCACUCCCAACCUGGUCAACUUUCAUGUUCUUUAACUACGUACUUCGGACUUAUCUUUAUACACUAUAUCCCUAGGGAGACACUCGUUUCCCCACCAAUGAGUGCUAGACAUGUACCCACGUCUACUGAUGACACCAAUCAAACACUUGGCCCGUAGCUGCAGUUCACUUUCACCCACGUUUGGCUUCGGUUUACACCAUUGACUCGGGGUGAGUGUGGCCGCCUAAACUUGACCACAGGCGCCCCAGACAUGUCCUAAUUCUCCGUUUUCUUUGGUCUACACCUAUUCCAGGUAACACUCUGGAAUAUGAAACAUAUCUGGCUCAUACAACACAAGCCAAAACACGCAUUUGGCCGAGUUUAUGGGUUUUGGGACAUGUCUGGCAAACAUAGCUGCCAGAAGCUCAGAUUGGGCCUGAAUUGGGCCUGUACUCGCAUCUACUGCACAUAUAAUAUACUUUCCAGUCGUCAUCAUUUCAGCAAACCAUUUCAAAAGUGAUUAACGGCAUAACCAGAAGCUAGUUACCUGACCACUGUUACUGAUUCCACUGUAGUGGCCCUUUGCAUCAUGGGAAACGGUUUGCAAGGUAGAUUGUCCAAUUGCACAUUGGCCAUUUUUCUGGAAGUUGUACCUCGUCUGGGUAUUGUUACCAUUGGUUGUAUACUGAGGAGGACAUUUUGACAGAUUGAGGGCGAACUAGUUGUAUAGUAUACGGGUUCAGAAACGGCCCAAAUGUUUUUAUCCCACAGCAAAAAUGUGUGUCCAGACGUCAUGAAAUGUUCUGUAUGUGCUUCUAUACUUGAACCACCGAUGUAGACAGGGUAAAAAAAACAUACAGAACGAGAUGACCAAAGCUUUUUCACCCACAUCAGGAGAACCACUCAGUGAGAGGAAAUGAUGGACGAACAUCUGCCUUUUCAGUUCUUCCAAGGAAAACAAAAAGAUCUGUCAUUCACAUUCUCCCGUACUGAAGUUCUGUGAUGUUUGUGUCUGUGUGGUGAAACUUAGACAUUGCUUCUUCCAUGUACAGGCGCUCACGAGAGCGUGCUCCAGCCAGUCUACGUGAAUGGCUGGGGCCGCUGAGGAUGUGGACUAAUGCAUCGAUGUUGGACCUGUGUUCACUUGUUCUUUUGAUGAAUGUGUAAAGAUUACUUUGAUAUUGAAAGAGUAUUGAGGCUCACCCCUCCGUUCACUUUGUGAGGACUAAAGAAAAAUACUGAGCAAGAUGUCAGGUUGGGGCCGACUUGGUCUUCAGUGCUCUUGCUUGUUAGCCGUGCUUCUCGUUUUCUGCUUCACGUGAAAAAUGUGGGAAUUGGGAUUAAGAGUUGUUUCUUGGUACUUAGUUUCAUUUUAUCUGAGGGGGUUAUUUUAAUGACGACAUACAGCAAAUCCUCAGUGUGCCUCUUACGAUGUAGGAAUCUUUUUUUCUGUAUACGUAGAGAUUCAAAUCAAGAAAAUGAACUAUUUGGCAAAAUGUUGUCUUUAAAAACGAAAAAGCCCAUAUACAGCACACGUCUGGAGUAAGUAAAGUGAUUCUAUCCCAUCAUUUACAUAACAAACCAGUGAAAUAGUCACAUUUAUUUGAUACAUGCUCUUCAACGUACCUUUUCCUGUUUCAUGCACACGUCUGUAUUUGGUCCUCAUGAGCAAGGUUUGUCAAUUUUAAAUACUUUGAGUUUGAACUUUUUUGCUUUUCCUCAUUAGUUUUUGGGUUUUGGCGCUGGACAAGUACUUGGGUGGCAAACAUCACAGGUUGGCUCUAAAAGCCUUUAUUUGUGUCUGCGUUGUGCUACAGGGCUCAGUCCUCUCAAAUCAUGUCCAGUCUUCAGAGAUAUCAAAGAUAAAACAUGUGGUGCAGGUAAUAAGGAAUUGUAAAGGACAUGCUUGGUAUCAAUUAAAAAAACAUAAUGAACUGGAAUCUUCUGGGAUAAAUAACCUGACAUCACUUGAUGGUAUUUAAUGUUCAGCAGACGCUGAAGCCAGCUAAGCUAAUUAUGUCCAAGUUCUGUUACUUUAAAAUGAAUCUUAUGUCUGUAGGUAUUAAACAUAUUUUUGCCCACAUCCCAAGACUGAACAUCGUAGGGGCACUUACCGUAUUUGAGAAGAUUUAGAGACAUGAUCCACAUCCUUCCCUAAGAUCUGCCCAUCACAUCUGAAGCUAAUUUAAUUUUAGCACUGAUACAACAGAAAAGGCUGGAAAAAGAUUGGGUUAGCAUGUUCCCAUAACCAACACUUUGUGUCAUUUGUUUCACUAGCGGGCAGAGGACUUAUUUUAGAUCCACCGUUCCUCCUCAGCUUUUAAGCUAAGAUAACAGGCUGCUAAAUUUCACACGAAUGUUAAAAAUCACAGUUCCUAAAACGGUCAUUUUAUGCUUGGCUCCAGAAGCUAGUCAGUUGGCGUGUUUCCACCAGCAGGAGUUCAGGGUAAACCCGCCGGACAGGGACCCCUAACAGGGUCUACAUCGGCCCCUCAGCCGGCAUGUCGCCGCGCUGUAGCGCCGCGCUGUAGCGCCGCGCUGUAGCGCCGCGCUGUAGCGCCGCGCUGUAGCGCCGCGCUGUAGCGUCACCAAGAACCUUUGACUGGGAAAAUAGCAUGGCCGACCACGAGGUGUCGGUAAUGCAUAUUUUUUGCUGUCUGCAAACAGCCAGCAGCACUCUAGGAGACGAAGAAGAAGAAGAAAUACGUAAACAAGGGGUAUUACUUGUCUUUUUUGUUUUGUUUUAUAACAUAUACCACAGUCCCAGUGAUUGAGAUUUAAAGAGUACCUCUCCUACCACAGGGAUGUUUUUCCCCCGGUAAAAGGUUCUUGAAGGCCACUUUAGCAGGAACACUCCUGGUAUCUGAGACAUGCACCAACAAUCUCCCUUACUAGCUUAAAAAUCUACUGGAACUCCCGCUAGUGGAAAUGCGCCUUGUAUGCCGUUUUGAAUAUGGAUACACUUUGGUGUAUCAUUGUUGUUUAAAUAGUUUAAAAGGCUUUGAGCUGUGCAGAGAUAACAGAGAUGCUGCUGCUUCAAGUGACUGCUGAGGAUAUUCUUGUCACAAAGGUCUCAGUUGGGUCUGUCACUUUUAAAGGCCCAGGAUGCAGCAGUAGUUGCUAAGUGAUGGCUCAGUCGCCAGCGGGGCCCUGUGGUGAUUAUUCCAGUCUUUAUUCAGCUGUGGCGCUGUCUGUUUUAAUCCUUUAAAACAAUUCAUCAGUUUCAGAACUGACACUAAUUAUUGUACACUUUGAAAGCCAACUUUAACAAUAUUAUACGUAUUUUCCGAACGGGCUGAACCUUCCAGUACAACAACUCCUCGACACCAUCGGUAAUCCUCACUUUUUAAUCCCUGCAGUUCCAGCUCUCCAACUUCCUCCCCAACUCAGUUCACUUUGAUUAAAGUACAUUUCAGAGACAGAGCAGAGGAUGUAAAACACCUUUUCUCAGAGAUAAAAGAGAAGAGCGGUAAAAAGGAAAGAAGUACUUUGGAGUUUUAAUACUUUCUGAAUUAUGAUACCUUUUUAAGAGUUUCAGAUUUGAAGCUGUGACAGGUUUUGGCUGUUUCACGCCUGUGUAAAUAUCCUGCUCUUUCCUAUUUUGCAGAUUUAUUACAUGUAAAUAGACACGCAUCAAG
Messenger RNA from Cololabis saira (Pacific saury), 12429 nucleotides. RefSeq names its product plexin A1a (gene plxna1a). The record is from RefSeq and is a predicted model, not a curated record. The coding region runs from base 186 to 5876 and encodes 1896 amino acids. Gene Ontology annotation, biological process: positive regulation of axonogenesis; regulation of cell shape; semaphorin-plexin signaling pathway involved in axon guidance. Lineage: Eukaryota; Metazoa; Chordata; Actinopteri; Beloniformes; Belonidae. Gene Ontology annotation, molecular function: protein binding; semaphorin receptor activity. Gene Ontology annotation, cellular component: semaphorin receptor complex. The transcript is spliced from 32 exons.